Messenger RNA from Mytilinidion resinicola, 3767 nucleotides. RefSeq lists its product as uncharacterized. NCBI's taxonomy places the organism in Eukaryota, Fungi, Ascomycota, Dothideomycetes, Mytilinidiales, Mytilinidiaceae. Gene Ontology annotation, molecular function: protein binding. The record is from RefSeq and is a predicted model, not a curated record. The transcript has 2 exons. Bases 255 to 3668 code for a protein of 1137 amino acids.
GUCUUUGACCACUCCAUCCCAUCUGGCAUCACCUCGCUCGCCACCACCCCCGUACACUCCCUCCUCUUUUCUUGUCAUAUAUCCUCGCUCUUUCUAGGCGUUGUCGGUUUUUCCCCCUAUUUGUGCUCUUCCAUUCCCGCGCUCCCCGCCGCUUGCCUAUUGUUGAAAGGAGGCAUGAAGCACUAUCCUACCAUUCCACGUUCGACCCGAUAGGCUAAGCAAUUGUGCCAUCCAAUUCUAGCGCCCCGUAGGUGAUGCUGGAGCGGGCAUCGGCAUGCCUCGAAUCCGGCGGUCGACAGCUUCUCCGGAGGACCAGACGGUGCUCAAAAAGCCGUCGGAUGCUGCACUCCACAUUCUGGUAUCACGCAGCAGGUGACCUUGGCUUGCCCAUUUGGUGCGCUCCCGCUGCGCAAUUCGAGACGACUACCAUCUCUCACGAGUCAUUGCGCGAGCGGGCCAACGAACAUCGCCAUGGGGGCGUCAAUACUGGGCAAUCGAGUAUAGCGCUCGAGUUCCUAUACCCUGCGAAAACAUUGGCCUUCAUACAGCACCUCUCCAAUAUAGGAUGGGACAACUCGAACGAUCGGCGUAAGCUACACUAUCCUGCCAGUGGAAUCCGACAUUUCUCCUCCAGAUCCGGAAACGUACAAGAGUUUACGAGCCUGGAAGCAGACCCCAGCUUGGCUGAAGAGAACGAAGAAGUGGAAGGCCUCCUCAAGAACACCAACGCGCUGCAGGCGCUCCAAGCGUUGCUCCAGUCGUCCAACGAUCACCGCCGAGAACGUGUGGUAUGGCGCCUUUACGAGUUUGUGGGAGAAGCCGAUCGCACGCCCUCGCUUCGAGCAGAUCUUCUGGAUUACCUCGCAUCAUCGAAGAAGUCUGUCGACGCAUAUCGGUUGAUCCAAGUCUUUGAAUCCCUCGCCAAUCAGGAUCGCCGUGCAUCAUCAUAUUGUGCAGCCAUUACCGCAUACCUGAGACUCAACAUGGUUGGCACCGCGGUAAAGAUACAUGGAGAAGCUGCAGGUCGUGCUACAGAGCUUAGUUUCGGCUCGGAUAUUCUUCUUGCUCGUACUAUCCAAGACAACCAAUGGGACCUUGCUUUUCAAGUACGGGAAGCUUUCGCGUCAUCCUAUCACUGUCUCAAUGACAAGACAGAAAAUUUCGAGCAACAGUCCUCUUUUCUCUGGUCUGGGGUUCUCGCGAUACCUGAGCUUCUUGAACGAGCUGCAUCUUUACUUCAGUAUGCACAACAAUUUGCCCAUAACCUAGCGCCUGCAUCUGAUCGAGGGAAGAGCUUUAAAAUCUUCGCGCGUGCAUUUUUCCCAAGUGUCAUUAAACAAGCGCUGAAAUCGAAAGAUCCUGACGAAAAGUCCCUCCUUGACCUUUUCGACCGUUUGCAGGAACUAAAAUUGAGUCGAAAAGAAUACUAUGAGCUUGCCAUCAGCACGAUGCUCCGUCAUUCAAAAUACAUGCAGUAUACGAACGAGGGCAAGCCUCACUUAAGGCUGUAUUUGAUGUUUCGAACAGCAUAUCUGGAGAAAACGCAGGGGGUUUUUCUGCCUCCUAGCGAACCGCUUAUACGGGCCUUGAUGAAUCACCUAAGUAGAUUCCAAAGCUACAACGACCGGAGACGAUGGAUGAUUACAGUAAAUUCGCUUGUAACCGAUUUGCGUCAAUUUCACAGCACUCCAGGCCCCAACAAUGACCGCAGACUUAACCCUAACAACCUAAGAUUCAUUAUGGGUAUGUAUGCCCGGGCGGGAGAUGCCGAAAAAGUUCACCGAAUUUUUGAUGAGCUUUGUAAAUCAUACGACGAGUCUACUACAUCGACACGACAUCGUAAACAACACAUCACCAGUGGUGCCAUAUGGCCACUUCUUUACGUUCACGCCAGACGAGUUGAGUUGCAUGCUGUGGUGGAACAGUUCCAGCGGAUUUCAAACGAAUUCGGACUGCAGCCUGACACCAGGGCUUGGAAUAUACUGCUUCACGCCUAUGCACGAGCAGAGGAUUUAGAUGGUCUUGUAAAGACCUUCGAGGACUUUUUAGAGAGCGGAAAUGCGCCUGGUGUGGAUUCAUUCGGCCCAGUUCUUGAUAUCUGCGCCCGAAGAGGGGAUGUCGACUCUAUUGAAGCCCUUUUCUCCAAAGCUCGUUUACUCGGCAUUCCAAUCGACAGGUCCGCCAUACUGAGGGGAGCACUGGUGCUGGCGCACAUAAACAGUGAAAAUCUACCAGCCGCCGAAGAGGCCAUGGAAUUGAUGGUCCAAGAUAAACGGGACGGAAAGCUGGACGGUCAGUUGACAACGACCGCAAAUUUUCUCAUCACGGCCUACGCUUUACGACAAGAUUCGACCUCGACCAUGAAGGCUUACGGUCGAUACAAGCCACAUGAUAUACCUUUAGACUCGUACACCUACGCCGCUCUUAUGCAAUCACUCAUAUCUAUGCGCCAGACAAACGCCGCGUUCACAAUACUAACUACCACCAUGCCAAACAAUAACGUACAAGGACACGCCUUUCAUUAUGCUCUAGCCAUUGCAGGCUUCUUGAACGAAGGGCAACUUAAUCGAGCAAAAGAUGCUCAGAAAAGAAUGCUGUUGAGAAACGUCCCUCAUUCUGUCAGCUCCCGCAUGGCCUUUCUCCAGGUCAAGGUCCUUUCAGAGUUAGAUGCUCUCAAAAAAGAACGCCCUGCGAUGGCCAAAUACCGUCUGCCUCGCUUAAAAGAGGUUGAGGAAGAGCUAAGACAAGCUUUGAUGGAAUCCGAUCCCUCGGAGCGUGCACUGAAGCAGCCGCGUCAAGGUAUGCGUCAGACGCCUUUGAACCAAAUGGUGCUUGAUGGUUACUUCGAAACCAUGGUCUUGAUAUACGGAACACAUGGGGCUUAUGACCUGUGCAAGGAAAUGUUUGAAAGUGCUGCUAUGUAUCGGCAGAGCAAUCCGGACGCAUUUGAAGCACCAAUAGGAUUGUUAACUGCAGUGAUGACAGGCCAUCAACGUGCCCACGAGCAUGCUGAAGUGGACAAGUGCUGGGAGCUCGCGAGGCUGCAAGCGGCAAAGUUGACGAAAUUAACUUCCAAAUUUCAGGACGCCCCAAUGCCAGGUGCUCCUCCUUUAAGAGUUGCUCGGAACCGAAGUCAUUUGCUAGUUCCUACAACUCGAGUCUAUUUUCGCGGUCUAGCCUCUCGCAAAGCUCAUAUCACUAUUGGAAAGAUGCGAAAUGUCGUCUCAUCACUGCUUGACGAGGGCUACACAAUCGACAAUCUCACAUGGAACGAGUACAUCCAAUACCUGGCGCGAUCUGGUUAUUUCCUGGACGCCUUUACCGCUUGCGAAUCAUACUUGAUGCCCGACUUCGUUGGGUGGCGCUUCGCCGCACCCCAUUAUCUUCGAGUAGACCCGCAUGGGUAUUUGAGGAUGGAUCUUCGACGAAAGGACACUCGAAAGCAUACAGUCAUGCCCCGAUACAAGACCUUGGUUAUCAUGGCUGCAGCGCUUGGGUACAUACGAAGGCAAGAGGAAAUGGGCAUAGAGCCUGAGCCAGUACAGAAAUGCUCACUUCGUAGGCUUCAAGAAGUUGCCCCCAAGACGAUACGGGCUAUCGAGACCAUGCCUGUGCUGCCAGACGAAAAGCUUCAGAGGCGCUAUUUGAUGGGUCCAAGGACCUUGUAGAUACGGGAAAGAUCCCGACGACGGCGGAUCCACGCAUUCCGAGUCUGGACCUAGUAUUCCCCAUAUCUGUAUAAUUUUGCUCUAUUGUCUUUGUACUGU